This is a messenger RNA of Nanorana parkeri, 1824 nucleotides long. Its product is annotated as glycogen phosphorylase, muscle form-like. The transcript has 14 exons. The annotation marks the transcript as partial. Gene Ontology annotation, molecular function: glycogen phosphorylase activity; pyridoxal phosphate binding. Lineage: Eukaryota; Metazoa; Chordata; Amphibia; Anura; Dicroglossidae. Gene Ontology annotation, cellular component: cytoplasm. The record is from RefSeq and is a predicted model, not a curated record. Gene Ontology annotation, biological process: glycogen catabolic process.
AUGUCAGCAGAGUCUUUAAAAGAAGCCUGCCAGCGUUUCUUCUCAGUCACUGCUGAGAUCCACGCUGUAUUUAGCACCGCCCGAGCCCUCCCCUUCCUCCUGUGCCAAAAACGAGGCUUGGAACGCACAAGCCCGGCACCCGGAAAUGACGUCACCCGCACCGGAAGUGACCCGCAGUACCCGCCCACCUUCCCUGAUUGGCUGAUGGGCGGCUCCCUCGAACAUGAUCAGGUGACCUUCUACGUCGGACGCCGCUCUAUAAGCCCACGCGCGACCGCCGAUGUCUUCAGUGCAGGGCUGUUCUUUGAAGGUAAAGAAUUACGUCUGAAACAGGAGUAUUUCGUUGUAGCCGCCACACUUCAAGAUAUAGUCAGACGCUUCAAGUCCUCUAAGUUUGGAUGCCGCGAUGCAGUGCGUACAUCUUUUGAAGCUUUUCCUGAUAAGGUGGCUAUGCAGCUCAAUGACACUCACCCAUCUCUUGCCAUUCCUGAGCUCAUGAGACUGUUUGUGGAUGUUGAAAAAAUGGACUGGGAUAAGGCCUGGGAUUUGACAGUCCGCACAUGUGCUUACACAAAUCAUACAGUGUUGCCGGAAGCUCUAGAGCGCUGGCCAAUCCACCUCUUGCAAAAUCUGCUCCCAAGACACCUGGAGAUUAUCUAUGAAAUUAAUCAGAGACACCUCAAUCGUGUCUCUUCCAAGUUUCCUGGAGAUGUUGACCGAAUGCGCAGAAUGUCUCUUGUUGAAGAGGGGUCAGUUAAGCGCAUUAACAUGGCGCAUUUGUGCAUUGUUGGCUCACAUGCUGUAAAUGGUGUUGCCCAGAUCCACUCAGACAUUAUCAUAGACACAGUCUUUCAUGAUUUCUAUGAAAUGGAUCCCCAUAAGUUCCAGAACAAGACUAAUGGCAUUACUCCCCGCCGCUGGCUGCGGCUGUGUAACCCAGGCCUUGCUGAAGUCAUAGCAGAGCGCAUAGGUGAGGAUUACAUCACUAACCUGGACCAGCUGAGGAAGUUGCUUAACUUUGUGAAUGAUGAAGCUUUCAUCAGAGAUAUUGCAAAAGUCAAGCAGGAAAAUAAGCUAAAAUUUUCAAGGUAUUUGGAGAAUGAAUACAAAGUGAAAAUCAAUCCAAAUUCUAUGUUCGAUCUCCAUGUAAAGAGAAUACAUGAGUACAAGCGUCAGCUCUUGAACUGUCUGCAUGUGAUCACUUUAUACAACCGUAUAAAGAAGGAUCCUAGUAAACAAUAUGUACCAAGAACAGUGAUGAUUGGAGGAAAGGCUGCUCCUGGAUACCACAUGGCCAAGAUGAUCAUCAAACUAAUCACUUCUGUGGGUGAUGUUAUCAACAAUGACCCCGCUGUUGGAGAAAGACUUAAAUUUAUAUUCCUGGAGAACUACCGUGUUUCUCUGGCAGAGAAAGUAAUUCCUGCUGCUGAUCUAUCUGAGCAGAUCUCCACUGCUGGAACUGAGGCAUCUGGUACAGGAAACAUGAAGUUCAUGCUAAAUGGGGCUCUUACAAUUGGCACCAUGGAUGGAGCUAAUGUGGAGAUGGCAGAAGAAGCAGGAGAAGAAAACCUUUUCAUAUUUGGCAUGAGAGUGCCUGAUGUAGAACGUCUUGACCGUGAGGGUUACAAUGCCCGGCUGUAUUAUGAGAGGAUUCCUGAGCUCAGACAGGUGAUUGAUCAGCUUAAUUCAGGAUACUUCUCCCCCAAGCAGCCUGACCUCUUCAGAGACAUUGUCAACAUGCUGAUGAAUCAUGACAGGUUCAAAGUAUUUGCAGAUUAUGAAGAUUAUAUCAGAAGUCAGGAUUCUGUCAGCGCUCUUUACAAG